Messenger RNA from Plodia interpunctella (Indianmeal moth), 6738 nucleotides. RefSeq lists its product as uncharacterized. The record is from RefSeq and is a predicted model, not a curated record. Bases 461 to 2485 code for a protein of 674 amino acids. The transcript has 4 exons. NCBI's taxonomy places the organism in Eukaryota, Metazoa, Arthropoda, Insecta, Lepidoptera, Pyralidae.
AAAGUGCAUCAUGUAAUACUGUCACCUUCUUGUGAAAUUGCAUGGUAUCGUCCCGUUUCGACGUUACGAGUAUGACUCAGUGCAAAACGACGAUAAAGUUUUACGUGCCCAGCGAGAUCUUUGUUUAUUGAUAACAAUUAUAUGGUGUACCAGCGCUGAGGACCCGCGAGGGCAAGGGGUGUACGAAGUUCAUUUGUUGAUAGCUAGUGACAAUGCGAUCGCCCACAAUCGACUAAUCUUGACAAAAGCAAGCUGCCUUAUUUUAAUCUAAUACACUAGCAAAACCAGGCCAAAGAAUUAAGGAUGUAUUAGUACGGGGAUAGAAGAAAGGAUCGAUAUAAUCACACGGCCCUCGGCAUUUGAAAAUGGACCCUCGAUAUCUGAGCGAAAUGAUGAUGUUUAUUGACUACAGUUGUUAUCAAGGGCAGGAUGCGUAAGCAUAAGAGAGAGAGCCAGGCGGAUGCCUGUUGGCCUGCCACGUCCAGAGAACUUCACCAAACUCCGCAACUCAGCAUCUGAUAUACAAACUACACACACAGAGGAUAUGCAGUGCUCUGUUAUACUGGAAAGAGACCGAAACACUGGGAAUGUUAAAAUGAAGACAAUUAACAAUUAUAAGAAUCCUUACAAGAAGGAAGCUAACUUUAACAUCAUUGUGGACCAGCUUUGCACCAGACUCCAAGACAUAAAAGAUCAAGAGAGUGCGUCACAGGUAGGCAUGCCCACGUGUUCCCUAGAGCAUACCGAGGCUGUCAGAAGAUACUACGCUGCGUUCCCGGCUCUGAAGAAAGGGCAAGAGUCGCCGCUGCAGUAUUACCUGCCGCCGCCGGCCUGGUGUCGCAAAUCGCCGCCAGAUUGCAAACAAGCCAAGAUGCAAAGCGAAAUUGCUCUCUCCAGAGAUUGGAACGCAAAAAACAAAAAACUGUUUACGGGAAAAGAGCGACGCAAUUCCUAUCACGGUCAGAGAAAGGGUAAAAAGCGCUGCAAUAGUUACAGUAGAUCCUUCGAGAGUAAGGAGAGCCUGCCCGAGUGGGUCACGCACGAGGGUGUCUGGGAUAUUGAAACUCAAGAUCCUGUCAAGGAGUUUAUCAAGGCUAUCGCGCUGGACGAAGGUUACGGCACGUGCGAAAACACAGUCACCGACGAAAUCAAAGAGAUUACAUCGGCGAAACUCAAAAUGAACGAAAGCAUGGUGCCAAAUUGGGAUGAUAGCAUCGAUUUCGAUGCAGAUUGGAUCGUAACGGAAGAUGUCAAUCCGCGGGUCAGAACUCCGAUGGAGGAAGAGUUGUACGCUAAGUUCGAGGCGAAAUUCGAUCGGAGCAUCGAAGCCUUGUGGACUAAAGACCAGAACACGCCGGACGACGAGUACCAAGAUUUACCCAUCGAUUUUCAAGAUCUUCUGUCGUCUCCAUCCGAUCAUCUCUUCGCCGACCCGUCGGCCGAGAAGUGUAGCUUGAUAUCUUUGACCGAGAGCAUAUGGUCGAACGACGCCGCCGACGUGCCGUUCGAGCGGGCAGAGUCCACGUCCAAGAUAGCGGAGGCGCUGCACGACCGGCUGAAGCCGCUGCAGCUGGCGGACGCCGAGCCCGAGCCUUGCCCGCCGCGCGUGCUGGACUCGCUGGCGCUCUACGACGGCGACGACCUCUACGAUGCGCUGGCCUCCGUCGCCCAGACCAUGCGCUCCUUCACCGCCAUCAACCACAGCCGCGACCGCAGCGGCUUCGUGGAGGUGCCGCCGCGGCGCCGACCGCGCCCCGCGCGCCCCUCCCCGCCCCACCGCCCGCCCGACGACGCCCGCCCGCCCGCCUCGGCCGCCCGCGAGGACCUGCUCAUCUCCUCCCGCACGCACUUCAAGCCGAUCCGCCGCGAGGCUGAAGCGGACGCCGCGCGCUACGCCGACGGCGAUAGCUUCGACAUCAGCGGGGACCUCGACCCGGUCGAGUUCAGCCGCAGCGAGUCCGGCGGCGUCUACCUGAAGAGCUCGCUCGAGCGCUACCUCGAGUACCGCACCGGCGGUAUCGACUACGGCCGCCUCAACCUGACGGCCGCGCAGCGCUGCCCGGACCUCGACGACCCCGGCUUCCGGCUGCGGUUCCCGAUGCGGCAGCUCGACGCCGCCGUGCAGACCGAGAGCGCGGCGGCCGCGUGGGACGCCUGCGAGGAGUGCGGCUGCGGCGCCAAGAAGAUGCGCGCGGACCCCGCGGGCGUGUGGGGCGGCGGCGGCGGCGGCGGCUGUGCGGCGUGCGGCGCGGGGCUGGCGGCGGUGGGCGGGCCGCCGGGCGCGGAGCUGGCGCAGGAGUGGGAGGAGCUGGUGUCGGCCAUGAGCGCGGCGCGCGCGCAGUACGCGGCCGACGCGGCGCUGCCGGCGGACCGCAAGCGCCGCCACUCGGCUGCGCUGCGCUGCGCGGCGCCCGCGUGCUCUCACCCGCACGCCCGCUUCCUGCCGUGCUGCACACCCGCCCUCGACCGGCCCCUCACGCGUUGAUACACGCCCCUCCCUACGAUUUUUUUUGCUCGAUGGCACCGAACUGAUGUUCUUACGCACGAUGGAAGAUUAAGUUUGUAAAAGAUUGUCGCUAAUGUUGUGCGUAAGAUGGUAUUAUACGAAGCGUUUCAGAAAUUAUAGGCGAGAUGAGAUGUUUGUUAGAAAUCAGCAAAUUUUCUGAUGAGCAUGCAAAAAUACUUAAGACCACAAUAUGAAUCUCUUGAAAUUCAAAUAAGUAAACCGACAUCUUUCAUCACUAUUGCUUUUAAAUUUGCCAUGCUGUACUAUAACAAAUGUCUAGUCUACAUUCCAUAAUAUCUGUGAGGUUAUCAUGAAGCUUUAGAAAGACUUGCAUCUUCUCAAAGUCGACUAUUACUCAUACGUUUUUAUCAUAUGCUUAACGACAUGUUAUGAGGCUUUACCAUUGCCUCUUUCUCAAGCUUGAUGUUCAUAAUAGGAUUUCCUUAUCACCAUCUACAUCCACGGUAUCACCAUCAAAAAAAAAAAUUGUUGAUAUCUCCCCUGAGACAUUUAAUAAAUUAACAAACAGCCGACUUUCGCUACAUGCUUUAUUUCGACAUUCACUUCUCAAUCAUGGCGGCUGCUGUUUUGCAAUAUCGACAUUUUGUCAAAAUUUACUAUAUCCGUAAUACAGCAUAUAGCUAAAGCGGGCUUUCACUUAUAUUUUAUUUUUACCUAAGGUAUCAAUUUUAUUUACCAAUAAUCAUUUAUUAAGUGUCUCAGUAUCAUGGUCAGUUUUGAGUUAGUGCGCUAUAUUGAAGGAUGGAUUCAUUGUCAGGAUGUUAGAAUCUAUAGUGGUUAUAAUACAAUGGGUCAUAUUGACACAGAAUCAAUACGUUAUAAUUAAACGUUAAUCAAGCCGCGUCCUUAUAUCGUGAAUCUUAUUAGUUAACAUUGAAGGAACUGGUACAAAAAACAUGAAACUACAGCAGUUAUUACGUGAAUACUGUGUCAAGGUGAACCGCAUUUGUUUUCCUUACUCAAUCGUGCUACACUCUGUAUAUAUUCGUCCUUUUUCAUCAAUAAUUGUAAUUUGAAGUUAUCGAAAAUUAUUAUUAUAACGCAGUUCUUGAAACUACAGAUUGUGACGCCUUCUGAGAUUCCAGAGAAUUUCGUGGCCCUAUUUAACUCAUUCAAGUGGCAUUAGAUUGAAAAAGUUAGCAAUAAUGAUAGGAUUAAUUAGCAAAGCCUUAAAGUUAUGUUCUCCGAAUUGUAUGGUGUUGACUUUCGAGCGGAGGCGGGACAUGCUAACAUAUCUUAUGAUUGUAGAUAUUGACAGAUGGAGGAGUUUAUGUAACAUUAAUUUUAGUUCAAAGUUUCUUUGUAGAGAUUUCAUAUUGGUAUACAUAUUUGAUGGAAUGCUCCGUUUAUUGCAUUAUGUCAACUAUAUUUGGUAAAGAUUGAAUAAUGUAUGUGACUUAUAACGCGGUUGAUAUUGACGUGGUUGAUAAUGAACUGUUUAAAUAUGAAUUAGUAUAUAUUGUUUUACUUGAUUCUUUUUAAAAUUUUAUGAUGUCUUAUGUAUUAAAAAUAUCACUAUGAAGUGAAGAAAAAAAACGCUAAAAACGGAGCAUUUCAGUGCAAACGUGUAGGACGAUUCUAAUAUAAUUCUUACAAUAAUAUCGUCCAAGUUGUUUUAUAAUUUGUUAUAAUGUAAAAUGUAGGUAGAGCUGGUAUUUUAUUUUUGUUACUAUUUUUCGUUCACGUUUCCUGGCUAUCUAAAUUCAUUCAAAAUUAUGAAAUGAGAUGUUUGUUUGCUGUUGAUACAUUUUAAACGAACAUUGAUGCGAUGUGACGACGCGAGGCGUACCUUCGGUCUCUAGUAGUGUAUGCCUUUUUCGGCGAUCGAAUUCCGAGUUGUUUCAUUCCGAAAAAGGUACGCAGUGCUGUGGCUUUGCUCAAAGCCGACGGACUUGCGCUUUAUGUCUCACGACUGUAUGUUAUGGACGGUUUGUUUUCUUGGUUUGUCCAGUAAGUCUUAGGUAUUACACGCGGCGAUUUUAUUGAAUGGCCGCAUAAUUAUUUAGGCGGCGAGUGUCGGCGAGUGCUCGAGCGCUCGCCGACGACCUAGUGGUAGUCUGGUGGCGAGUUACGGUGGACAAUUAGUGGGGCCACCCUAAGUGUUGUCCGGUGAGAAGACUAUGUAUUGUGCUCUUCGUAUUAAAACGUGCAGUCACUUUUCAAUCGUUACUUUUUACCACCUUGUUUCCGACGAUGUCUCGAAGGAAAUUUUCGAUAGUGACUGCAAGAUUGUAACAUAAUUUACAGCUCCAGAUAUGAAUUAUAACAGUUCAUAUAGGUGUAACUGUUAUUAUAGUUUAUGUAAAGCGUAAGAAGUGUAUAUGUUAUAUUUUCGUAUAUUUUCAUUUUAUAUAGAGGCUGCUCGGUCGCGUCUGGCGAUUUUUGUGCGGCUGAACUAACGUUCGCCGCAGGCACCUCUCGCAUACAUUUUAUUUACUUCAUUUGAAAGCCUUCCUAGUAACAGUUUCAUAUAAAAUUUUAAUAUUCGUGCAAAGUUUGCUACUUUAUGUGUCGUGUUUUAUAUAUUUAUUUUUCUGUAGUGUUAUUUACUUCUGUUUGUAAUAACUGAAAAGAAAAAAAAAAACUAAAAAAAUGUCAUUGCGUCAAAAGGCUAUUAUUGUAUAUAUUUAGCAAUAUAUUGCAAAAUUAAUGUAUAGACGUUUUUCAGUUAAUUUUAUUCUUAUACUUUUAUUGAAUCCGUUAUUUUAAUAAUCUGAAAUAUUGCAUGUUUGUACUUCUAUGUAAACACCACCAACUGUUUACGUAUUUCAGAUCAUGGAAUAAUAUAUGUAAUAUGUAUCUUCUAAAGUUAUAAUUUUAACUACUUGUGGUUGGGUAUUUUUGACUCGUUCAGCUAAUUUACAUUCAUUUUAUAGCAUGUCACGUUAAUAUUUUUUGUUCAUUUUUCUGUCAUAAGUUCAUAUUAUAUUGUACUUAUUCCAUUAACGAUAUUCGAUAAAGGAGACCUCGAUAAAAAAAUAUUAGAAAAUCAAAAAAAAAAGAUAAUUCUAGAUUCAAGUUUGCAUAUAAUAUUAUGUUUGAUUAGUUUUUAAUCUAAUGUAAUGUGCUUAUGCACUUGUUUAUCUAAAUAUCCGGAACACCUUUGGAUAAUAUCGUUAUUUCUGACGAAAUUAUUACGCGUCAGAAAACGAUCAAGAUGUUUGCAAUGUACUAUUGAGGGGACUAUUGUCAUAAUAUUAUAAUGUAGCAUGAACAUCAGUACGUUGUGAACGACGAUGUGGUAUCAAUAAGUCUAUUACGAUGCGUUUACGUUGCCAGAAUUGUUGCAUAAUAAUUGUGUUUAGUUAGAACUAUUGAUAUUCCAUCGUUCGCCUUGAAAUCACUCGGGAGAUCGACAAUACUGGACGUGCCAACAGGAAACGAGUGAUUCCAAGGAACUGUAGUUACGUCCCCGAAUGUAAUUUAAUUUCUCUUUGUGAGCCACAAAACACUGUGGCUAAGCUUGUCAGUAAUAACUAUUUGAUAUUUACACGAUCUUCACAAUCCGAUUGGUAUUUGUUCGUUUUAAAAUUAAAUCUUUAUUAUGUUGAGAUGAGAGCGGCACUCUUCCCGUCAAAUCUUUGGACACGUAGCUAUAAAGCACACGUUUGAAAAUUAUGUAAUAAUAAUGAAGAUGUUUGCAUGUAGUUGUAUUUGAAAAUUCAAAAUCUGCAAUGCUCUCAGGAACAAGUUAGCUUGUAACCGAUUGCUCCGAAGUGCCUUGGUUACAUGCACAUUUGUUUAUUCUUCAUAUCAAGUAAUAUCAUUUAUUUUUCUUUUUGAAAGUUAAAUCCAUUAGAAUAAUAAAAAAAAGUAUCUUAUAAACCGGGGUAGGAGCAGUAAAUAAGGGUUAACACUUAAGUUUGGUAUUUCAACAAAAUUGACUGUUCAUCGUAAAGUUAAUAUUGGUAUUGAUAUUAUGAUACGGUUCUAAAUCUGUUUGAUUGCUUUGAUGUUGAUUCCGCGGAAAUUCGUUUAUGCACAAUCAUCCUUUUCAUAUAAAUAGCAAAAUAGUAAUGUUCCUAAAUUAUAGUUAAAAAAUUAUCACUUUCUAGUUGUAUAAUGAUACCAUAAUGUCAUAUCAAAAUACUUCAAAAAUCGAGAAACUGGAAGUUGUUAUCCCUGAAAAUAGUUACCAUUUUCAUAUGUUAGGUUGUGCUCACUACUCUGGUUCUUGCCACCUAUGGGAAGAAAAUAAAUGAAACAAUCCA